Tachyglossus aculeatus (Australian echidna) is the source of this 1077-nucleotide messenger RNA. Its product is annotated as involucrin-like. The record is from RefSeq and is a predicted model, not a curated record. Lineage: Eukaryota; Metazoa; Chordata; Mammalia; Monotremata; Tachyglossidae. The transcript is spliced from 4 exons. The coding region runs from base 1 to 1017 and encodes 338 amino acids.
AUGUACGCAGAUAGGACUGAUCUGACAGGUGUAGUAUCCUCUCGGGGCGUCACGGGGACGCAGCGGGUCAGGGCAGCUCUCCAAAGGCAGCCACCACCCUGCCGCUCCCAGAUCGGGGCUGUGAAGGACGGACAUUCACGCGAGGGCCGGCCGUCCCAACCCAUGUCAAAGGCCCGCUGCCCGCCACUUACUCCGCUCGCCACCCGCUGCUCGAGAUACGGUGACCCGCCCUUCGCCCCCCACCUUGCCGCCAUGUCCCAGCCCGUCCAAGAACCGUGCCAACAGCAGUGCAAGCAGCCAACCGUCCUACCACCGGCUCUGCGCCCCGAGCCCGGCCCGCCCCCUCAGAUGGAGCCGCAACUGAAAGUGCCACAGAAGCCACCGACCGAGCUACCGGGCAAGACCCCGCAGGUGAAAAGCCCAAUCCCCGUCCAGGUCAGCUCCGACCCACAGCCGGACCAGAAGGAGGGGGAGAAAGAGGACCAGACGGACGACCCCAGCCCACAGCCGGACCAGGAGGAGGGGAAGAAAGAGGACCAGUCGGACGACUCCAGCCCACAGCCGGAGCAGACGGAGGGGAAGAAAGAGGACCAGAUGGACGAUCAGCAUCUGGAGAAGGAGAAGCAGCUGCUGGAGAAGGAGCUGGAAGAGAAGAAGGAGCACCUGAAGAAGCAGCUGGAGGAGCAGCUGGAGGAGAAGCUGAAGUUGAAGGACCCAGAGGACGACCAAAAUCUGGAAAAAGAGAAGCAGCUGCUGGAGAAGGAGCUGGAAGAGAAGAAGGAGCACCUGGAGAAGGAGCUGGAACAGGAGGAGCCAAAGGACGACCAAAAUCUGGAGAAGGAGAAGCAGCUGCUGGAAAAGGAGCUGGAAGAUAAGAAGGAGCAGCUGAAGAAGCAGCUGGAGGAGGGGCUGGAGAAGGAGCUGGAGCAGAAGGAGCCGAAGGACGAUCAGCAUCUGGAGAAGGAGAAGCAGCUGCUGGAGAAGGAGCUGGAAGAGAAGAAACAGCAGCUGGAGUAGCAGGAGAAGCCGCUGGAGCAGCAGCUGACCCUCCAGACCCCACCCCCCUGGACGGAAAAG